Messenger RNA from Exophiala viscosa, 2375 nucleotides. RefSeq lists its product as uncharacterized. Gene Ontology annotation, molecular function: transcription cis-regulatory region binding; DNA-binding transcription factor activity, RNA polymerase II-specific; zinc ion binding. The record is from RefSeq and is a predicted model, not a curated record. NCBI's taxonomy places the organism in Eukaryota, Fungi, Ascomycota, Eurotiomycetes, Chaetothyriales, Herpotrichiellaceae. Gene Ontology annotation, cellular component: nucleus. The coding region runs from base 146 to 2203 and encodes 685 amino acids. The transcript is spliced from 3 exons. Gene Ontology annotation, biological process: DNA-templated transcription; regulation of DNA-templated transcription.
CUGCACACGUCGACCCAACUCUCCGGCUCAUGAAUUCGCUUUUCUAGGGUCAACAUCAGACCACAUCCAACAAAUCCAACGAGGAGGAGGGCUGUGACCCAGAGAUGCGCUCGAGUGCCGCAUACUGUCAACAACGAGGGUUCAAAUGACAGGUUCUCACACUGCCUCGCCCGACAGUGGGCGGAGAGGCCGCAAACGAGCACGGAUCGCAUGUCGUGAAUGCCGACAAGCCAAAAUACGCUGCGGUCUAGAAAGCGUCCCAUGUCCAAGAUGUCGGAGGAUGGGACUCGACUGUACUGUCGAUCCGUCUUACCAACGGGCCAAUCGCCACGACAAAGUGCGAGAAUUGCAGCGACAGCUGGCACUGUUGCAGAAUUCCGUCGGAUCUCAACAGUACGAUACGCCACCGGCGCCCACCACCUCGGUUCCCCUAAGGAGCCAGCAGACUCGACGCUCACUGGAGCAUGAACCCGGUGGUCAAGUCACUAUUGCGCCGGUUGGCAUUGUGUCUGCGGUGGCGGCGGCGGCGGAAGACCCGACGACAAUUCCCAUUCUGGAGGGCCGGCAAGGUUGUUCCGCCGAUGACGGGCCCGUCAUACAUGAGAUUGCUGGGGACGACCAUGCAAUCCCGUCAAUAACUGCAGCAGAAACGCCUGAUCGUGAAUGCAGCAAUGGCACGAAGGCCUUCGACUGUGUCCUUGGGGCGAUAAGACUAAGGCACACACAGGCCAAAGCCAUGUUUGCGACAUAUUUUGAGAAGUACCACCCAUUCUUCCCGAUCCUUGACCCGCAACGUACGAACGAGUUAUGCUACGAGACCUCGCCUCUCCUGUUUUGGUCGGUCAUUGCUGUUGCGGCAAGGCAGCUCCAACUCGAAGACCACUUUCUGAAGCAGCUUGGGAGCGAGCUCAGCCGCACAUUCUGGGCCACUGUUGCCUCGAACACGUCUUCGACGCAGCACGUCCAGGCAAUGCUGUUACUUGCAUCCUGGCCGCUUCCCGAUGUCCGGUUGUGGACCGACAAGUCCCUGACGUUCAGUAAGAUGGCCAUGAAUUCGGCCAUGAUGAUGGGCAUGCAUCGACCGGGAUGCGAGCAUGAGUAUUCAAAGGACUCGGCCCAGCCCGGCAACCGGUGGGAUGUCCUAGAAAGAAGUCGCACAUGGAUCGCUUCGGCGGCUCUGUGUCAGAGUCUGUCUCUAGACCUUGGGCAUGGCUCGAUCUCACACUUUGACGACUGGAGCAUUCGCAGUGCCUGCUGCAUGGGCUCUUCUUUCUCGGCAGAUAUGCCACUCCAGAUCUGUCAUAGUCUGAUGAUACAACGGUGCAGUCACGACGGAUUGAGGUCCCUUGCACAAGCCGCUGAUGGACCCUACGGCAUACCAGCAGGCCCCAACCCUUUCGACCUGAUAGCUGACUGCGAACAACAAUUCCAAGACCUGGAAACUUCACUGGACGAUCAACUUUCUCUGGCCAACCGGCUUGAGCUCCACGGCUCGAAAUUACAUAUCCAAUGCUUCUACUUCUUGUACGAUGAUCGGGUCGACCUUCGGCUGCCUGGAAUAUUGAGAGCUUACGCCACGGCCUCCACGCUGAUAGCGACCAUUUUGUCUGACGACACCUCGCAUGAUGUCUUGCCACAUGCACCUCUGAGAUUCACAAGCAUCAUCUUGAAUGCCGCUUUGGUCAUCUUCCGGAUCCUCCACUCCACGUUCGCGAUUGGGCUCGAUUACGGCCAUGGGAAAUUGUUGUUCAACGCCGCGGCCUUUGCAAUGCAGCAGCUGUCGGUUCCGCAGAAAGACCGAGACUUCCCUCUUCGGGGCUCCGACAUGCUCCGAGCAUUCUGGCGUGCGGGAGAGCGGAGUACCACAAUGUGUAGCCAAGACUUGAGACUCCGUGUGAAGUCCCGAAUGGGUGCCAGCCUCGUCUAUGACUGUCUGCUGCUCUUCCGCCAAAAGAACAAGUCCGCCAACUUCUCGCAAGCUUCGACCACGAACGGCAGCCAGCUGGCUCCCCAUAACUUGGGCCUGACAAUGUCACCUUCCGAGAAUGUAUACACGGAUCCAACGCAUGUACCAGAUCCCGCGCCGUCCAUCUCGGGCUCUAUGUUCUCCGGCGAGCUGCUGCAUAUCAGUCCGAACAUAGACAUGGACAAUAUGUUUUGGCUCGAAGAUAUGGGCUAUCCCGGCUUCUUCGACAUGGGCUGAUCUCAGAGGCUCGACGCGUGAAUGACCAAGACUACAACAAGAACAGCGAUAUCGUAAACGAUUAGGCUCGCCCCUGGAUAUAUGUUUCGAGGCAUAAUGCGACCUCAGCGACGGUCUAUCCCGGUCUAGGGUGGGAGGCUGAAAUGUGUUAGCUCUGGACUCCUGAUGGAGU